CUGAAGGAUUGCGGAACUAUUUUAUCCUUUAACAUAGCAUAUCUAUCUAAAUAAUUAUUUUUGAUAUUCAUGACAAAUACAUAUUAGCAGUAAGUAUCCACUGGAAGGGUAUAAUUCAGUUUUAUUUAACUCAGCUGAUAGCAGCAGCAGUAACUUGUCUUCCACUCUGCCGCGGCUCACCUGUCUGUCGGUGCACCUGUCAGUCAUGUUCAUAUCAGUGCAGUACUCCUGAAAACAUAACCAGGAAGCAUAGUUUUUCAGGAGUCCCAUGAUCUUGACGUAAUGUGGAAUGCGGACUACAGAUUGUCAUUGUCAGAAUUAACUGACCCGAAAAUAAACUGAGAGAGAGAGACACCCGAGCUGCAGAAAAUGCUCCGUUUUCUCUGCUGUUGCUGCUCCUCAAGUGAAGACUCCGAGAGUCAGCCUCUCCUGGAUCCCAGAUCAUCUCAUCUGAAUGGAGCAGGAUCAGCCAGGCAGACCCGUCAAACACACAGUGAUGCACAGAGUGUAAAGAAGAUUGGCAAGCUGGUGAUGAGGCGAGUUUGUGUGCCGGAGCUGGACCAGAGGUUUUCUGACAUGGCUGAGACCUUCAACCAACAGCAGGAGCGAUAUGAGGUCAUGGUCAGACACAUCAGGAACCUGCGACAGAUCUACGGCUGUAACCACAAUGAUGGUCUGGCUUUAACUGAAUGUUUGGGCAAGAUCAUACAGGAGCAUGAGGCCAAGUACAGGGUCUCUCUUAAGAUCCAGGGCUAUGACUUCUCCCUCAAUGUGGUUCCUGUGAGAUCAGAGGGGGAAAGAGAGGAACAACCACCUCCACACCUGCGAUUGGCUCAGGAUGAACUGAAGGCCACUUCUGAAAGCGCCAAGGCCACCAUCUCAAAGGGUACCACACUUCAAGAGCUGAUCGGCUGGCUGCUCCGUAGCAAGGAUCAAAUGGCUGAUCAAGUGAAAGGGGCUGCAGCAACUUACCAGGAGCAGGGAAGACUAAAUGAGAACCUGAAAGAGAACAUGAUGGAAGUGAGGAGGGCGAAGGAGUUGUCCUUGGGAUACAAACAACAGGCCGGGGAAGUCUUCACUGAGGCUGCACACAUAGCAGGGGCUUAUCUGUAGUUCAUGCACAUUUUAAAUACUUUAUUUGAAUCCAUCCAAUUACAAUACAAAUAUUCAGGAUUUAAACAUUUACAGAGGUCAUACAUACUUAAUUUACUCACAAUUAUGGGUUUAGAAAACAUGCCAACCUAGGUCAGUGCGUGAAAUAUCAGUAUACACUCUGGUAUACAGUCUGCUUUGCCAUUGCAACCUCUUAUAUCACGUUUUGUUUUGUUCAAAGACAUGCAAUCAUAUCUGCAUUUUAAGUGCUUUAUAAAUAUAGCAUGUACUCACUAAAUAUUUUGCUUGUGUUUACCACUUAUAGUAUUUGAUGGGUGUGAUUUUACCAGCUAACAUUAGGGGGCAAUACAGCCUCACUUUACUUUUCUAACAGCUACUCUUUGAUUCAAAUUCAGAUUUAGUCUGAUUAUCAGGAAUUGCACUACAUAGAUAUAAUCUGGUAUCAUAAUGAUGAAUAUAUUACUGUUUCUACUCUUUUAAUUGUGUACUUUAUUAGACACUUACAUUUUUGCAAAACUUUGCCACAAGAAAAGGUUAUAGAAAGUAAAUAAGUAAGAAAGUAUUUUUGUUGUAAACCUAACAUAUUUCUUCUAUAAUGUAAUAAAGGACAGGACACAAUCUCA
Messenger RNA from Larimichthys crocea (large yellow croaker), 1736 nucleotides. RefSeq lists its product as uncharacterized. The transcript has 4 exons. Bases 370 to 1113 code for a protein of 247 amino acids. Lineage: Eukaryota; Metazoa; Chordata; Actinopteri; Sciaenidae. The record is from RefSeq and is a predicted model, not a curated record.